ACUGCAACCUUUUCCAUAAUAACAGAAAUGUUAUUCAUGAAAUGAGUAGUUUUGUUUUUCAUUGAAAUAUAUUUGUGACGAUGACUUUGUAUGCCUCUCCUAUCCGGCUAUCCUAGUACUCCUAUUACAUAGCUGUGGCAGUAAAAUUCAAAAAGAACAAAAAAUAGGACUGAUCGACAUGUGAGUGCAUCAUAAUUUUUUUAUUUUUUUUUUAAUAUCUAUUUUACAUAUCAUAUAAAAAAAAACACCUUAUAUGGGGGUGGAGGGGGACUCAUGUGACACUACAUUGGCUAUAUAUCACAUGCAAUAACAUUAUUCAUUAUUAGAUAGGGACCCUCUCUUUACCAACAAUCAUAUAUAUACUCAUCCCACCCCAAUUAAAAAACCAUUAACAAAGAACCAAAUAGAUAUAUGGCUAAUUAUUAUUGUUCAUCUAAAAAGCCAACAAUGGUAAUCAUCAUAUUCAUAGUGAUGAUUAUUCAAAGCUAUGUAAUGGUAGCCACAGGCUUAUUAUCAAACGAACCCAUGGAUUCCAACACAGAAUUUAUCAGGACCUCAUGUGGUGCCACAACAUACCCUGACCUCUGUUUCACCACACUCUCAAGCCACGCUUUUGAAAUCCAGAGCAACCCUCAGCUGUUGGCAGGGGCAGCUCUCUCGGAGACUCUCAAAACGGUGCGUUUAACAUCAGCAGCCAUGUCAAAACUGGCCAAAUCCCAAGGCUUGACUGUUAGAGAAGCUGCAGCCUUAAAGGAUUGUGUUGAGGAGCUUGGGGACUCUGUGGAUGAGCUUCAGAGAUCUGUUGGUGAAAUGGGUAAGAAAGAUGUCAACUUUGAGAUGCAAAUGAGUGAUAUUGAGACUUGGGUUAGUGCUGCUUUGACUGAUGAAGAUACUUGUGUUGAUGGCUUCUCUGGGAAUGGUAUGAAUGGAAGUGUCAAAACCACUGUGAGGGAAAACAUUGUUAAUGUUGCUCAUAUGACUAGCAAUGCUUUAGCUCUAGUUAAUCACUAUGCUAUUCUUCAUUCUUAGACUCUUCUUCCUUUUUGUCAUCUUUUUAUUUUUGGAUUGAUGAAGCUGAUUAUAUAUUAUAUACCUGUUUGUCAUUAUUAUAUAUAUUAAGUUAUAUGUUGUAGAGUGCGUUUAGUGAUAUUACCAUAGUUAGAGUUAACCUUUAAUCACAUAUUAUUGUAUGUAUUUUCAGCUUUGUUAUCCAGUUUGAUAAAUAAUUAUUUGAAGUUUGAAUUUUCGAAAAAACAAGAAAA
This is a messenger RNA of Cannabis sativa, 1262 nucleotides long. RefSeq names its product 21 kDa protein. Bases 412 to 1029 code for a protein of 205 amino acids. Gene Ontology annotation, molecular function: enzyme inhibitor activity. The record is from RefSeq and is a predicted model, not a curated record. Gene Ontology annotation, biological process: negative regulation of catalytic activity. Lineage: Eukaryota; Viridiplantae; Streptophyta; Magnoliopsida; Rosales; Cannabaceae. The transcript has a single exon.